This is a messenger RNA of Amblyraja radiata (thorny skate), 1438 nucleotides long. RefSeq names its product tubulin polyglutamylase complex subunit 2 (gene tpgs2). The transcript has 7 exons. Bases 109 to 990 code for a protein of 293 amino acids. Lineage: Eukaryota; Metazoa; Chordata; Chondrichthyes; Rajiformes; Rajidae. The record is from RefSeq and is a predicted model, not a curated record. Gene Ontology annotation, biological process: protein polyglutamylation.
GAGACUGAAAGGUUGCAGUUCUGUGGAAAUCACGUUAAAUUUUGUUUUGCCAAGUUUAUGUUUGUGCUCGUCGCGAGGUAGGGUUGUGGGAAUUAGUUCUGGGCCAGGAUGGAAGACGAUAAAAUUACGAAUUUGAAGGACUUGGUAGACCGGCUGACGUUUGGCGUAACCAGGAUACUGGAAAGUCGACCUGGUGUGACAGAAGUUAGAUAUGUAGAAAAGGACCCAGCAGAACGUCAUAUGAUUGUAUCAUGGGAACAGAAGUACUGUUGUUCACUCCCAGAGGAUCUAAGGAACUUUUAUCUAAUGACUGAUGGUUUUUUGAUGACCUGGAGUAUCAAAUUUGAUGGCAGCAACAUGCAAUUGGGAACAAUGUUAAUCAACAGUGUUUCAGCACUCUGUCGACUGGGCACAACAUCCAUUUACAGCUUGCCAAAUGCUGCCACUUUGGCAGACCUAGAAAGUGACACAGAGGAUGAAGAUAAAGAAGAACCUUUCAAGAAACCACAUUUUAAUUCACAAUGUCGGAUUUUUGAGUUGGAUUCUUGUGAUGGAAAUGGGAAAGUUUGCCUUGUUUACAAAAACACCCAAUCAGGAGUUGUAUCUUCUUGUGCAGAAAUCUGGUUCCUGGAUAGAGCACUUUACUGGCAUUUUUUAACUGAUACAUUCACAGGCUACUAUCGACUUAUGCUCAUUCACUUGGGACUACCCCAAUGGCAGUAUGCACUAACAAAAUAUGGCAUUAGUCCUCAGGCUAAGCAAUGGUUCAAUAUGUACAAGCCUAUUGCCUACAAUUCCAAUGUGGUAACAGAUGACGACAUGGCUUUCAUUAAUAAGUUAGAUCCUAAUCAAGUGUUUAAGAACAAAAAUAAGCUUCAACCCGCAAGAAAAAAGACUUGUGUUCCGAUAGCUGGACCACAGAAGAGUCAGGCCAGUUUGGUCACGAACAAAAACUUAACUCAAAUGGGAAGUACUACUACCAAAAAAUGAUUCCUUAUUUUUUGUGCUAACAUCUGGAACAAUUGAUGCAGACAUUUGUCUGUUUUGUCAACUGAGUAUUUCUACUUAUGCUGCUGUCACAAAGAGGCAAGACAGACUGGAUGAAGAUACCGAAAGUAAUAUUGAUCCAGCUUCCUGCAAGUACAGAAAAGGUGGUGUAUGAAUGUUGUUGCCAUCAUGUACAUCAUGAUGCAAAUGCAUGGUUUGCAAAAUACAUUAUUAUGAUGAUGAAGGCUCUCACUGGUACAAUACGUGUUAAUAAUUACUAACCCACAGUUCUUUUAAGCUUGUUCAAGUUUGAAAUGCAAGUUUGAAAUUUAAAUGAAGUAUUCUAUGCAAAUGGAAUCUGUGGUAUUAUCUUUGUUAUACUCAAUCAGAUUUCAGUUGGUUAUGAAGCUACCUAUCUUAUGAAUAAAACAAUAAACAAUCUAGUGCAGGA